Messenger RNA from Galeopterus variegatus (Sunda flying lemur), 508 nucleotides. RefSeq names its product brain protein I3 (gene BRI3). The transcript has 2 exons. Lineage: Eukaryota; Metazoa; Chordata; Mammalia; Dermoptera; Cynocephalidae. The annotation marks the transcript as partial. The record is from RefSeq and is a predicted model, not a curated record.
GCAGGGAUCCCCACCCACCACCCCAGGGUCUACAGCAUCCACAGUCGAACUGUCACCCGGUACCCUGCCAACUCCAUCGUCGUCGUGGGAGGCUGCCCGGUGUGCAGAGUUGGGGUUUUGGAGGACUGCUUCACCUUCCUGGGCAUCUUCUUGGCCAUCAUCUUGUUUCCCUUUGGAUUCAUCUGCUGUUUUGCCUUGAGGAAGCGAAGAUGCCCCAACUGUGGAGCAACUUUUACUUAAAGGGAACAACACACCUGGCUUUCCUACAUUCAGCUGUCUUUUUCUAAUGUAAAUGUUGUGUACAAUAGUUUUAUUUGAUUAAGCUUCAGGACUGUUUUGUAAAGUGCAGUGGGAUAGAUUUGGCAUGUGCGAGCUGAGGUUUCACAGAGCGUGGCAAGGCAGCAGCGCUGCUCCCCAGGUUAAUGACAACUCAAUAAAGCACUGCUUUUAUUCUUUGCAGUCUCCAAUUUGAGAAAUACUGUUUUAAAUAAAUGAGAUUCAUACCAUU